AUGUCUGAUAAGAUUGAGAGACAUACAUUUAAGGUAUUCAACCAGGACUUUACGGUAGACAAAAGGUUCCAAUUGAUCAAGGAGAUUGGUCAUGGAGCAUAUGGAGUUGUUUGCUCGGCACGAUUCACUGAGGCUGCCGAAGAAACCACCGUGGCGAUCAAGAAAGUGACCAAUGUGUUUUCAAAGACUCUUCUUUGUAAGAGAUCUCUUCGAGAAUUGAAGCUACUGAGACAUUUCAGGGGUCAUAAGAACAUCACAUGCUUGUACGACAUGGACAUCGUAUUCUAUCCUGAUGGGCAGUUUGCCGGUCUAUAUCUAUACGAAGAGCUAAUGGAAUGUGACAUGCAUCAAAUUAUAAAAUCGGAACAGCCGUUGACGGAUGCCCACUAUCAAAGCUUCAUCUACCAGAUUCUUUGUGGGUUAAAGUACAUACAUUCCGCAGACGUGUUGCAUCGAGACUUGAAACCGGGAAAUCUGCUUGUUAAUGCUGAUUGUCAGCUGAAAAUUUGCGAUUUCGGCUUAGCCAGAGGGUACUCGGAGAAUCCCGAGGAGAACAACCAGUUUCUCACUGAGUAUGUGGCGACAAGGUGGUACAGAGCGCCAGAAAUUAUGUUAAGCUACCAGGGAUAUACGAGGGCCAUUGACGUGUGGUCUACAGGGUGCAUCCUGGCAGAGUUUCUUGGCGGUAAGCCCAUUUUCAAAGGCAAGGAUUACGUAAAUCAGCUAAACCGAAUACUUCAAGUGCUUGGGACCCCACCAGAUGAAACCCUUAGAAGAAUUGGAUCAAAAAACGUGCAGGACUACAUACACCAAUUGGGUUUCAUUCCCAAGGUACCCUUUGCGGACAUCUUCCCCCAGGCGAAUUCCCAGGCACUGGACCUGCUAGAAAGAAUGCUUGCGUUUGAUCCCUUGAGGAGAAUAACAGUGGAAGAAGCGCUGGAACAUCCGUAUCUAUCAAUAUGGCACGAUCCGGCAGACGAACCUGUUUGCAGUGAAAAAUUCGAAUUCAGCUUUGAGAGCAUCAACGAAAUGGAGGAACUGAAGCAAAUGGUAAUGCAGGAGGUUCAGGAUUUCAGACACUAUGUAAGGCAACCUCUCUUGGAAGAACAGGAGAGACAACAGCAAAGACAAGAUAAACGUGGACAGCAGGCUCAACAGCAAAGCUCCCCAGUUCGCAGCGAGAUCGUGAGCGAUGGGGAUUUUACCAGCCAUAUGGUGGAAGCGGCCGGGCAGUAUUCACAAAUUCAGGACUCCUUCGUCGGUAUCGACUCGCGCGAUCUACCAGAUCAUGGUACAGAUUUCCCACCAAGGCCUCAAGAAAAUCUGUUAGCUUCACCUAUUGCAUUGAAGUCCAAUCGCGAUGGCACCACCCCUUCGGCCUCGCAAAGUGGAUAUGGCGAAUUUCUAGAUCUAGAGAAAGAAUUGGAGUUCGGUUUAGACCGGAAAUUCUAA
This is a messenger RNA of Torulaspora globosa, 1452 nucleotides long. It is a transcript of the gene SLT2, whose product is annotated as mitogen-activated serine/threonine-protein kinase SLT2. The transcript has a single exon. NCBI's taxonomy places the organism in Eukaryota, Fungi, Ascomycota, Saccharomycetes, Saccharomycetales, Saccharomycetaceae. The coding region runs from base 1 to 1452 and encodes 483 amino acids. Gene Ontology annotation, cellular component: nucleus; cytoplasm. The record is from RefSeq and is a predicted model, not a curated record. Gene Ontology annotation, biological process: protein phosphorylation; intracellular signal transduction. Gene Ontology annotation, molecular function: MAP kinase activity; ATP binding.